AUGCGGCAGCAGGGCACCAUCCCAGAAUCGGCAGCACGAAAGCGUGUGACCAUGGAGAGUAGGUCUCCGAAGCUUGAUGUGAAGCUUGUCGUCGCAGCCAAUGCUAUCAAGCUUUGGCUAGAUUGUUCUUCAUCGUUCCUCAUCGUUCUUCACUUGUCCAUUUUCUCUCCAAUGUUUGUCCUGCUGUUGCUCUUCCAGGCUUUCCAUACUGCACUGGCCGUGGACUCAGAAGGCCCGCUCGCGUCAGACUUGGAAGCUCUAUCGCAAGACGACCAGUGCCACGGCUCCCUGGAUUCUGAGUGUGCACUCCACGCACUGCAACUUGACCGGACUGCCUCCGAAAAGGAGUUGCAGAACAGCACGCAAGAGAGGUGGGUGCUCACACUGUAUCACCAAACAAGUCAGAGUGCCGGCAGAAGCAUUCUGAAGCAUGGAUUCAGACCUGGUCAUGUUGGCUGGUGCGGGGCUGGGAUCUACUUUGCCAUGAGUCCAGCGGCAACCUCACAGAAGAUCAAGGGCCCCGACUCUCACGGCGGCUUCAUGAUCGAAGCCAAGGUUGACGUUGGGCGGGUGAAGCAUAUGCCCUGGCAUUGCACCACCAGCCCAGGGUGCAAUCAUCAUCCCUUCGCUAAGUGUCAAGAUCGCUCGAACCGAGGGGGCUGGUUAUCCAGGCAAGGCUACGAUUCCAUCAACUUUCAACCUGAUCCAUAUGGACAGGAGUACGUCAUCUUCGACAAGAAGAGAGUAGUUUCCAUGAAAGGCUACCCCUACCACCGGUAG
Messenger RNA from Symbiodinium natans, 780 nucleotides. NCBI's taxonomy places the organism in Eukaryota, Dinophyceae, Suessiales, Symbiodiniaceae. The record is from the annotation of a GenBank genome assembly.